GGGAGGUAGGAAUUACUGUGCUACAUGAAAUCGAGGCGCUCACACAUGUCCGAAGUGACGUGGCGGCCGCCAUAUUGUUUUCUGCGGUAGAAUUUUAUACUUUUUCUACCGAUUUUCUUUGCAUAUUGGUGGUCCUAGUGAGAGUGUUAUUACUUUUGAUUCGCUAAUCAGUACUUGGUACCUUCUUGUAUAUUUCUGAGGGGUUUUAGUCGCCAUGCUCACGAAAUUUGAAACAAAAUCAGCCAGAGUGAAAGGCAUUGCCUUUCACCCCAACAGGCCAUGGGUUCUUGCAAGUCUGCACAAUGGUGUUAUUCAGUUGUGGGAUUACCGCAUGUGCACACUGCUGGAGAGAUUUGAUGAACAUGACGGUCCUGUGAGAGGUAUCAACUUCCAUGCCAACCAGCCCCUUUUUGUUUCUGGAGGAGAUGAUUACAAAAUUAAGAUCUGGAAUUACAAACAGAAGAAAUGUCUUUUCACUCUGUUGGGCCAUCUCGAUUACAUCAGAACUACUUUCUAUCACCAAGAGUAUCCAUGGAUAAUUAGUGCCUCUGAUGAUCAAACAAUCCGCAUCUGGAACUGGCAGUCACGAACCUGCAUCUGUGUUUUGACAGGGCAUAAUCAUUAUGUGAUGUGUGCACAGUUUCACCCUACUGAAGACUUGGUUGUCUCGGCCUCUCUUGACCAGACAGUUAGAGUAUGGGAUAUUUCAGGUCUCAGGAAGAAAACUGUUGCACCUGGUGCGGGUGGCUUAGAGGAACACCUGAAGACACCUGGCCACACUGACCUCUUUGGUCAGUCAGAUGCGAUUGUGAAGCAUGUUUUGGAGGGUCAUGACCGUGGUGUGAACUGGGUUGCUUUCCAUCCUACCAUGCCACUCAUUGUAUCCGGCGCUGAUGACAGACAAGUCAAGUUGUGGAGAAUGAAUGACUCCAAGGCUUGGGAAGUGGACACAUGUCGUGGACACUAUAAUAAUGUAUCCUGUGUUAUGUUCCACCCUAGACAAGAGCUCAUUUUAAGUAAUUCCGAAGACAAGAGUAUCAGAGUCUGGGACAUGUCAAAGAGAACGGGAGUCCAAACCUUCAGGAGGGAACAUGACAGGUUCUGGGUAGCAGCUGCUCAUCCCACACUCAACCUAUUCGCUGCUGGUCAUGACAGUGGAAUGAUCGUCUUUAAAUUAGAGAGGGAAAGGCCAGCCUAUGCUGUUCAUGGAAACACUUUGUAUUAUACCAAGGAGCGAUUUUUGAGGAUGUAUGAGUUUGGAACUUCUAAAGAUGUACCAGUGAUGCAGUUUAGAAGGAAUUCAUCUCGCACUCCUGUGUAUAGCAUGUCUUACAACCCUGCUGAAAACUGUGUUCUUCUUUGUACAAAUGCAAGCAAUCCAGAAAACUGUGUUUAUGAACUGCAUGCUGUUCCCAAGGAAAUUGACAGUAGCAACCCGGAAGUGUCUGAGGGUAAGAGAGCAUCUGGAUUGACAGCAGUGUGGGUGGCUCGCAAUAGAUUUGCUGUCUUGGACAGGACACACAAUUUAUUGAUCAAGAACCUGAAGAAUGAAGUGACAAAGAAAGUUCAAACUCCGCCUUGUGAAAUGAUAUUUUAUGCUGGUACUGGAAGCUUGUUAUUAAGGGACUCUGACUCUGUCACAUUAUUUGAUGUACAACAGAAGAGGUCCUUGGCAUCUGUCAAAGUGAACAAGGUGCGCUAUGUGGUGUGGUCUGCUGACAUGGCCCAUGUAGCUCUGUUAGGAAAACAUGUUGUCGCAAUCUGCAAUCGAAAGUUGGAGUGCUUAUGUACCAUCCAUGAAAACAUCCGUGUCAAGAGUGGGGCCUGGGAAGAAAAUGGCGUGUUUGUCUACACCACUAGCAACCACAUCAAAUAUGCAUUAACUAACGGUGAUCACGGGAUCAUCCGUACACUUGACUUGCCUAUCUACAUUACUAGAGUGAAGGGAAGCAGCGUGUACUGCCUUGACCGAGAGUGCAAAACUAGAGUUCUUGGAAUUGAUCCAACGGAGUUUAAAUUCAAACUGGCCCUGAUCAAUCGCAAAUAUGAUGAGGUUCUUCACAUGGUGAGAAAUGCAAAAUUAGUUGGACAGUCCAUUAUCUCUUACCUGCAAAAGAAAGGUUAUCCUGAGGUUGCUCUACAUUUUGUUAAAGAUGAAAAGACCAGAUUUGGAUUGGCCUUGGAAUGUGGUAACAUUGAGGUAGGUGUACAAAGUUUACGUUUAUUACCAGAAACAAAAUGUUGGAAGCUUACAGUGUGUCAUGUUAUCCAUUAUUCUUAACAGGUGGUGGAAAUGGCAUACCAAAGAACAAAGAACUUUGACAAGUUGUCUUUCCUUUAUCUCAUCACUGGCAAUCUUGAGAAACUUGGCAAAAUGACAAAGAUUGCUGAAAUCCGCAAAGACAUGAGUGGCCAAUACCACAAUGCAUUGUACACAGGUGAUGUGGAAGAAAGAAUCAAGAUCCUGAAGAGUCUUGGUCAAGGCUCAUUGGCAUACUUAACAGCAGCUACACAUGGCCUAGCAGAGGAAUGCCAGGAGAUCAAGGACACAUUUGAUCUUGACCCAGAGGCACUCCCUCCUGUGAACCCAAGUGCCAAGUUGUUACAACCUCCCCUGCCAAUUCUACAGAAUGAGGGCAAUUGGCCAUUACUUACUGUGGCUAAGACCUUCUUUGAAGGGGCCAUGGCUGCAAAAGCUGGUGGUGGAGCUGCUGCUGCAAUGGUGGCAGCUGACAUGGAUGAAGGUGCUGGAGAAGGCUGGGGAGAGGAUGCAGCACUUGUGAUCGAUGAAGAAGGAGGAUUUGGCGAUGACGGUUUGGACAGAGACAUCCUUGGAGGAGAUGAAGAGGGUGGUGGAUGGGAUGUGGGAGAUGAAGAUCUGGUUCUCCCCCCUGACUUGGAUGUUGGCCUAGCAGCUGGUACUGGAGAUGAAGGUUACUUUGUACCUCCUGUCAAGGGAACUAGCCAGUCUCAGGUGUGGUGUACGAAUUCCCAGCUUGCUGUUGAUCACAUUCUUGCCGGAUCCUUUGAAAGUGCCAUGAGGGUGAGUUACAGGUUGAACAUCAUAAUUUUUGGGUAGCUAGUUAAUAUUUCUUGAUUGUUUCUGUUUCAUGGUAAUCUCUACUGGUGUAAUGUGGCUGCAUCUUUUGGGAUACAUUUUACUGGUACCAGUAANUUUUUUUUUCAGGCUGCGUAUCAAUUGACCACAGGAGGUAAGUUCCAAGAUGCAGUCCAAAAACUCCACACUAUUCUUUUGAGCGUUGCUCUACUGGUUGUGGACAGUAAACAAGAAAUCAGUGAAACCCAGCAGCUGUUAGGGAUAUGCCGUGAAUAUAUUGUUGGACUGCAGAUGGAAGUGAAGAGAAAGGAGCUACCUAAGAACACACUUGAAGAGCAGAAGAGGCUGUGUGAGAUGGCUGCCUAUUUUACACACUGUAACCUUCAACCAGUGCAUCAGAUUCUUACCCUUAGGACUGCAGUCAAUCUUUUCUUCAAGCUAAAGAAUUUCAAGACGGCUGGCUCCUUUGCCCGACGUUUGCUGGAACUGGGGCCACGCCCCGAUGUUGCAACACAGAUUCGCAAGAUCCUUCAGGCGUGUGACAAGAAUCCAACUGAUGCUCACGUUCUUCAAUAUGAUGAACACAACCCUUUCACCAUCUGUGGAGCUUCAUAUAAACCCCUCUACAGAGGCAAGCCACAGGAAAAAUGUCCUCUCUGUCAAGCUUCCUAUUGUCCCGAAUUCAAAGGAACAAUCUGCAAUGUCUGUAAGGUUGCUGAGGUUGGUAAAGAUACUAUUGGUCUCAGAGUCAGCCCAUUACAGUUCAGAUGAAGUACUUCAAAGGAACUUAGUGGAAAUGCUUUUAAUUAUUAGAAGUUACAUGUAAUUACCGCUAAUGUGGUUUUGCAACAAAAACUUUAUCAAUGUAUGAAGAAACCAUAUUCAAGCUUCUUCAGACCUAUAAAGAGAAAGAACACAUACAUGUACUCCAACAUCUCAAGAAGGUUUUACGUUCAGGGUGUCUAGUGCAGCAUUCAAAUAAUAUGGUAUAACUCUUGUCAAAUGGUAGUUUAAGAGAGUUUAGAAUUCCUUUCUGAGGGAUAUGAGAAAUUUAACGGAUAUACAGUUCAAAACAUGGAGACAAUGCAUUCAUAAAUGAAAGUGUUUGAAAUGCAACUGCCCAUUUUCCAUUUUUUGUUUCAUUAAGUUAAUGCAUUAUUUUGCAUUUGUAAUUGUAACUGAAGUGUAGAACUCUAUAAUAGUCUGUUAUUAGUAUUUUUUAAAAGUAGGUGCCUGAAAAUAGAUACUGUAAGAAAUAAAUCACCAAAAAACAAUGCCUCUUAUUGAUCAAUGUGUUCAGAGAUGUCCAAUGCUUAAAAGUACAAACAAGAAAUGUUUUGGAACUAGAGGGAAAGCUGUCAUCAAAGUUGGCAGCUCUGCAUCAGAAGAAUCAUAGUGAGAAGUAUAGUGAUUCAAACUUGUCAGUCCAAAGAUAAUGCCAUCCAUUGGAAGAGGCAGCUGGGGAAGAAUGUGGGUACUGCUAACAGCAACUGGAAAUCAGCCCUUCAGCUCUAACAGAACUGUGAAAACUCUGUAUGAAAAAAAGUGUUGUUGUUUAAUAAAUAUUUCAAACUUAGAUUUAAAACAAA
This is a messenger RNA of Orbicella faveolata, 4647 nucleotides long. RefSeq names its product coatomer subunit alpha-like. Gene Ontology annotation, molecular function: protein binding; structural molecule activity. Gene Ontology annotation, cellular component: COPI vesicle coat. The record is from RefSeq and is a predicted model, not a curated record. Gene Ontology annotation, biological process: retrograde vesicle-mediated transport, Golgi to endoplasmic reticulum; endoplasmic reticulum to Golgi vesicle-mediated transport; intracellular protein transport. NCBI's taxonomy places the organism in Eukaryota, Metazoa, Cnidaria, Anthozoa, Scleractinia, Merulinidae.